Molecule: messenger RNA, 3342 nt
Organism: Centropristis striata (black sea bass)
Lineage: Eukaryota; Metazoa; Chordata; Actinopteri; Perciformes; Serranidae
Gene: qtrt2
Product: queuine tRNA-ribosyltransferase accessory subunit 2
Exons: 8
Coding region: 420-1709 (429 amino acids)
Molecular function (GO): tRNA-guanosine(34) queuine transglycosylase activity
Source: RefSeq, a predicted model, not a curated record
UACUAUUCAUACACCACAACAAAUUGAUGUUUUUUACAAAAAAGGGGGCACGGCGCUAUUUGUAGUUCUCGAAGCGCCGUCGCGGCCGGUGAUGACGACAUAUCUCCGCGACUUGUAGUUCCUGUCAGGCAGAUAAUUUAGUUGGUACGCGAAUGAAAGAUACUCUAAUAUAAAUCACUUAUAUAAUUCAAUAACCAGCACAAUUAGGAAUGUGUGUGUUCUCUUGGCGUUUCGUAAAUAGCAGUAAACAUCUCAACUCGACGAAAGCUUGAAUAUAGUAUCACGUGAACGGUUAGCCUAGUUAGCUACGUGGCUACUUCACGUGUGUAUUGAUAACUGGGAUCGCUGUCAUUCAAACUCGUUGUGGUUUGAAUACUGUGCUUUAUUGUGGUUCAGUGGGUCUUUUUAGAGCUACUCGUAUGGCUGGCAGCAGGAUGAAGCUGGAGCUGUGCCGUGUGGCUCAGGGAAGGAGUCGGCUGGGUGUGCUGAAGGGGCUCGGCAGGACGGGACAACACUCUCUGGAAGUCCCGGGGUGUCUGCUGCACACACACUUGGGCUCAGUGCCCCACCUCACCCAGGACACACUGCACACCCUGAGCAACCUCCCCUCUGUCACCCAGGUCACCCUGUCCAAUAUAGCAGAGCACCAGGAUGUGUUGGAGGAAUUUAAGGGUGGAUUCAGGAAGUUUGCAGGUCUUCAUGAUACUGUGUUGUACUGCUCGCUUCAUGACCCCGCGACCCCCAGCCCGACAGGUUACACCACUAACAAGACGGUGUCAGUGUGGGGCAGCGGUGGGCGGAUCGAGCUCACGGUGGCAAAGUUCAUGGCUCUCCAGAAGAGCGUGCAGCCAGACUGGUACCAGAGCAUGGCCGACGGAGAGACCUGGCAGAACGGCACCUCCCGCAAAAGGGUUCGAAAGUCUGUGGAUCGAACUCUUGCUCACCUGGAUGAGUGUCUGCUGCUUCACCAAAAGUCACAGGAGCUGGAGGGAGUGGAUGUGUUCGGGGUGGUGGAGGGAGGAGACAUCCUGGAGGAGAGGCUGCGUUCAGCCAGGGAGACCGCCAAGAGGCCCGUGGCGGGAUUCUGCCUGGACGGCCUUCAGACGGGCUGCAUGGAGCAGACUCUGAGGACCCAGCUCAUCACUGCUGUGACUAAGGAGCUGCCUGAGGACAAACCCAGGCUGAUGCAGGGCGUAGGACGGCCUGAUGAGGUGCUGGCGUGCGUGGAAGCCGGCGUGGACCUGUUUGAGAGCUUCUUUCCCUUCCAGGUGACGGAGCGAGGCUGUGCUCUUUGCUUCAGCUUCAACAUCUCCCCGGACCCGGAGCUCGCAGGUAGAGCGCUCCCUGCAGUGCUGGAGCUGGAUGAAGCGCGGGACACGACGGAGGAGACGCAACAGAACGGAGAUGUUAAUCUUGAUGAUCAAACGCAGAUGACAUCCUUUGAGAUCGAUCUCAAAGACAAGAGGUACCAGGACGACUUCAGGCCCCUGGUGGAGGGGUGUGGCUGCUACUGCUGUAAGAACCACCAGAGGGCGUACCUGCACCACCUGCUGGUGACCAAUGAGCUGCUGGCUGGAGUCCUGCUCAUGAUCCACAACACAGCCCACUAUCAUGCCUUCUUCGGCGCCCUGAGAGAAGCGCUGGCCAGCGAUAAACUGGAGCUCCUGAAGAGACGGGUACUUGGGGAGAGAGGCGGCCGCAAGGACUGAUAACUCAGAUUGAUAGGAGGGGGACUGAUCCUGCUCUUAAGGAUCACAAGACUCACUUGGCAAGACACAAUCAAAGCUCCGUCGCACUUCUGCAGAGACCUUGGGACUGAGUACCUCCAUAUGUCACCAUAAGUCAUGUCUCUGAGCCACAUUACAAAGAGGAGGAUGAAAGGACAACGGAGCAUAUGAAGACAACCGUUUGAUGUUUGCCCUUUGGGCUUUGUGUCCUGGUUUCACACCAGGAGGGGCCGCCUCCUUAGGCUUGUGUAUUGAUCCGAACAGAUAUCCAGGAGGUGAAGGCAGGGUUAGAGCGCUGAAGACGAUAAGGAGCUGGAUACGAGGUCAAGAGGAAUUUGCAUAAAGAGAGAAAUGUAAGGAUGGAUAGUGGUGUUAUAUUGACUGACUGAAUCCCUGUGCCUCCUGCUCUGGUCAGAUCACAGGUCAGUAGAUGACCAAUAGCCUCUGGACUCAUUGACAUAGCAGCAUAGACAAGAGGGAAAACCACCCUAGAUGAAAAAAUGACCAAAAUGGAUCCCUCUUUUCUCUUGUCAUACAUUAACCACCUGAACAGUUUCUGGGCAUGUUGUGCGCAGUACACUGCAAUAUAAACAUCCUGCACCUCUAUAGAAACAAUAUGAUCAUGACUUGAAUUAUUGACAACUUUAAAUUGUCUAUUGUGCAGUAGAAGAAGGCAAUCACUUGGUUCAUUCAGGCUUUAAAAUCACCUUGUUGGGCAGAGCAGCGUGGUGGGUCUGUGGAGUGAGCUGCUUUCUCAGACCAAUGAAACUCCAUGUAACGUUCACUGAUAGUUUUUAAGUAACAGGCCUUGAAUUAAAUGGUUCGGAGUCAUUAAAAACAGCUCAUAUCUGCAUUUAUCUACCGCAUCAAAACAGGACAUAGUAAAGUAGUAAAACCCGCUUCUUGCUUGAUUUAAUUGGCUUCCUGGUCCAAGAGUGACAUUGACAAGCAGUUGGACUCUUAACUUUUAUGUGUGUCUAAAAAAGCUAGAAAAAAAGAAGAACUCUAUACAUACAACAGUUUUCCAAGACCCUGAUUGUUCCAAGUAUUGUCAAUACAUUUGGUUUCUUCAGGCGAUGUUUAUUGAGCCAUUUACAGUUCAUCAACCCCUUAGCGUGCUCUCCUCUCUGUAUAAGCAGCCUGCAGUUCAAUCGAGGUCUUUCUUUCACGUAACUGCUGGUCUCAGCUGAAUUAUUCAUGGCUUGCUGGUUUUGCUUAGGGGCACAGAAGUUAGAUCUUGAGAUCUUCCCUGAUGGAACACAUGAUGUGUGUACAACCAUUGGAAAUGUAACCUCUGUAUUCACAGUAUGAUAAACGUUUUGCUUUUUUUUUUUAAAGAUAAAAUGCCCUCUAGACCAUGCCAGUGGGUCGAGGGGUUAAGAGGGUUAAAAUGUCAUGUGCACAAUAAGAUUUCCUUGAGGCCUUUUGUAAUUUCAUACUUUAUUAACCUGAUGUCAACAAGCAUUUGUCAUUUGUUCUCAUGCUCCAUGAAUGUUUUUAAUGUUUCAGCUGGAUGAGCUUCUCACACACAGGUAGAUACUUCAUGUCAAACCCACUGACUAACCAGCACGCCUGAUGACACUGUGUGUCACAUUAAACAAGCGGCUCUCAUGCA